AUGGAUUGGAAGCACGGAAUCUUGGAUGUGGAUUUACUAAGACAGCUUCUUUCUUUCCGCUUCUUCGCUGGCCUUGGAGGCAGCGCACCGUUGUAUGUGAGCUUCAUAUUUGAUGCCCACAAAGUAUUUGAUCUGAUUGACUUCCACCUUCGGGUUGGCGGUGGUGUUCCAUGCCGUCCAAUCAUCAUAUCCGAACUCGACCUGGAGAUAAGCGUUCUGGUCUUCGCAAAUCCUCGCAGCGUUUGCACCGCAAGAGAAAAGUGGAGCGUAUUCAUCCCUCGUGUCACCGCGGGCACUGAUUGCGCGUUUUUCAGUUUUACAUAGCUUGAGGACCUUGUUGACGUGCUUUGUAGUGGUUGUCACCGGUCAUUUCUCCAAUCGGAAGUGGAAAAGGAGCAUGAACGAAUGCAGAUGCAAAUGUCGAUGUCGAUGUCCAUUGUAAUGCGAUUGACGGGUGGCGUCCACUGUCUCUCUGCUCACACCAUACAACCAAAUGUCAUGUCAUGGUUUUCCCUCUCUGCAUGCGUAUGCU
Molecule: messenger RNA, 532 nt
Organism: Suillus subaureus
Lineage: Eukaryota; Fungi; Basidiomycota; Agaricomycetes; Boletales; Suillaceae
Exons: 3
Coding region: 1-324 (107 amino acids)
Source: RefSeq, a predicted model, not a curated record